AUUUGUCGAAACGACCGAAAACACGAACGAAGCACGAACAGUUGCUCACAUUGUGCCGUAGUGUUCGGUGGUUGUUCGCGUUAAUUGUCCGAACAUCGAGUGCCAUUGCAUGUUAUUAUUCAGUAGUUGCGACGAUCUUGUAAUAAUUUUUUCCCCUCUCUACGUCGUUCGAGUUUUUAUUGUACGGCAGCGGUAGUGCGACGGUUAUUGUUCCCGUAUAUUGCGGCCGACACAAAGAUCGUUAUUAUUUUGUUGACGGAAGAAAAAAAAAUAAUAAAUUCUACGAAUCGAGAUAGGGAAAAAUAAAAAUAAUCCAACUGUUGUUUCCCACCGAAUUUCCGUCGAUCUAAGCAUUUAUAAUAACAAAAAUAAUCAAUAAUGGCUCCGUUGUGACGACGUUUCGUACGGUCAAUGCUUUCAGUGUUCAGUCGCUUCAGCUCCAGAGCCCGUCGCGUUAACACAGCUCGUGUGUAGAAUACAUAAUCUGACAGACUAUUGAUCGUCAUGUACGUUAAAAGCGUUUUCGCGUGGUGCUUUUUGCUGUCGUGUUCGCCUAGCAGCAGCGGACUGGAAUGGGACGACGUAAAUGACAUUUUCGGGAUGACCAAGAAUGUGGUCGAGUACGUCUCCAAGUCGUGGGAUAUCGUGGACAAGGUGCCAGAGCACGUCGGCAGUGAGAACACUCCGCUCAUAUGGUUCACCAAGAAGCGGGAACGUUCGAUCCUGACCAACUUUGGACGCAUUACACAGAUUGUUCGCUCGAUGCAAAAGGAAACUGAUGACAUAAGGUCCAUAAUGUUGAGUAACCUCAACAAACUGCAGUCCAUGUCCGAUGUAGUUUUGAACGGAAUCCAAAUCAACGAGCUCUUGGAGUCUGUUCGAUCGAUAGAAAAUGAUUUCAAGACGAUGGAAGAGUAUAAAUAUGGAGAAAAUGAUUCUAAUGAAAAGAGUAGAAAUACUUAUUCGUCUUAUACAUUAGAGAGAUUUGCUGAUGCAAUGUUGUCUUUUACUUCGGGAGCGCCUAUUAAGCAAAUGGCAAAAAUUCACACUUUCAUUAUUCCGGAUUUAGAAGGAUUUAAAUUUCAUACGCAUGGUGGUAUAUUCAAUAUUUUAAAAGAUACAAUGGCUAAAUAUAAGGAAGGUCCUGGUAUGCUUUGUGAUCAAAAACAAUCAUUGCAACAAAUGGUUUUUAAUUUAUAUGGAACAUUGCAUCUUACUCAGUUAAAAGGAUUUUCUGUAAUGCAAUUUUCAUGGAUGUUAUUACAAACAUAUGGAAAAGGAAAUUUUACAUAUGAACGAACAAAUCAAAUGAUACAAUUUGAAAAAAGAAUUGAGGAACAAUUGAAUGCAUUAAAAUACACAAUGUCUUCUUCAAGUAAUAUAUUCUGGAGAUGUGACCCUGAAAAACAUAUUAAAGAUAAAACUUAUUUAGAAGUGACUGAACUAUUGCAGGGCUACAUAGAAAAUGAAGCUGAUAUGAAUUAUGAACAUAGUUGUAUGCAAAACUGUGAGUAUUAUAGUGUUGCGGAACAUAAAAGCUGUUUCAACGAUCAGUUUUGUGCUAAGCAACAUGUUUGUAAUGGACGUAUAUUAAAUUGUCAGUAUAUUGAUUCCGAUAUGAGAAUUUGUCAGUCUAAAUUUGGAAGUAGUAGACGAUAUGAUUAUAUAGCGUACGAAAAAGGUAGAACUUUAGGAGACUCUUCUGAUUGUAAAGGAACAAUGAGUAAUGUUGAUAGUUGGUGGACUUUUCUCGUUUUGCAUUGUUCUUAUUGUUUUUGUAUUUGUGAUUCAAAUGAGCCCUCUUCUGAUCGUCAUUUUAGUUUAAGACCUUCUUUGUCAAAUAUUGAUCAAAAUAAAGUUGUAACUGGUCUAAGAUUUAUUAAAAUUAAACAAAUGUUCCAUUUACAAGUACAAGAAGGUGACCUUGGGCCUCGAGCUACAAUAAAUGAAGAUUCCAGACAAUGGGUCGAAUUACCGGGUACUUCAUUCACAUUUAGGAAUAAAACGUUAAAAAAUGGUGUUGAUUAUCAUACAUUAUCAUAUGCAUCUCGUUCUAUCGAUUUGGAUAAUGUGAUGGCUCCUGAAAAAAUGGUCAUUACAGGUGUGAAGUUUAGACUGAUUGGAUCUCAUUUAAAUUUGGAAGUCCGAGUUACUCCUUUUGAUUUCAUGACUGGUAAACUUAUUGAACCUCAAAACAAAAGUUAUUGGAUUGGAAAUGAAAAUACUGAAUUGACUGAUGGAUCUCCAAGGUCGGAAAUUUAUUUAAAUGAUUUAGACUUACCUACUAAAGCAAGCAUUUCAUCAGAGCCAGAUAUGUCAUCAAACAAAUUCUUGAAGUUCACACAUUCAUCAAUUGAUCGUGAUGUUGCUCAAUCAACAAUACCAUUUAUUGAUAAACAAACCGUAGAUCCAUACCCAGGUGUGCCAUUAUCUGGUGUAGGAAUUUACUAUAAAGGUGUUAAGUCAUAUGGAGGAUUUAUUGGAGCUAAUGUUUUUACUUACGAUUUUAGUAAAGACUUAAACAUUAAAUUGUUUUCAAUUCAUGGAGUAUAGUUUAGUUGUUUCAUCUUUAAUAUUAAGUGUAUAUUAGACUUGAUAUUAUUUUAUCUCAAUAUUUAUCAUCAAAUGCUAUAGAUGUAUAAAUGUGCCAAAAAAUACCAAAAACUUGUAUACACAAUUAUAUACCUACUAAGAUAAUAGUGUGCUAAUAUAUUUUUAUUUUU
Sipha flava (yellow sugarcane aphid) is the source of this 2723-nucleotide messenger RNA. RefSeq lists its product as uncharacterized. The transcript is spliced from 10 exons. NCBI's taxonomy places the organism in Eukaryota, Metazoa, Arthropoda, Insecta, Hemiptera, Aphididae. The coding region runs from base 505 to 2553 and encodes 682 amino acids. The record is from RefSeq and is a predicted model, not a curated record.